CAAUUGUUUAUUUUAACAACAAAUGUUUAAACUUUAUAACUUGAAAUGAGCUGUUUUGACGAUAUUUAUUUAUGGCGACAGAGUUUAGUCCUCAUGGCGGACUGCAUGCACUCCAUUGGAACUGGUCUGAUGUUAUCUUUUCCGGCUGUUCUGAACCCCGCUAUCUUGUCUCCAAGUAACACAGAAAUAUCUGUCACACCAGACGAAGCUUCCUGGAUUGCUGCCAGCCAUGGAUUUUCCGGAGUCAUCGGAUUUUGUGUAAUUCCACCACUUAUGCAAGUAUUUGGCCGUAAAUUUGCAUUCUUUUGCAUGAACAUUUUAGUUAGUACCGGAUUUUUCAUAUUUGCCCUCGCGAACAGCAUAUCUGCUUUAUACGCUGCUAGAAUUAUCCAAGGAAUGGCAUUAUGCGGAGUUUAUAUUACUGCUAUAGUAUUAGGAGAGUAUUCACAUCCAAAAAGAAGAGGAUAUUUUAUAACAAUAAAAAAAGCUUCGGUGGCGAUAGGUUCGCUGAUGUGUCACUCCAUGGCUUUAUAUUGGACGUGGAGACAAAUAGCGAUAUUUGCUAUAAUCCCUCAAAUUGUUUCAAUUAUAAUAACCUGUUCAUGGCCUGAAAGUCCAGCUUUCCUGGCCAUGAAGGGCAAAUAUGAAGAGUGCAGUGCAUCAUACAUAUGGUUGCAUGGUGAUAAUUCGAAGAAUAGGAAAGAUUUAGAAGAACUCAUAGCAGCGCAACAAGAGAGACGGCAGAAGAAUAAAAAUAGCAAAAAAGACAAAUUGAUAGCGUUUUUGAGGAAAUUGACGCAAAGAGAUUUUCUUAGAUCUUUCCUAAUCGUUUCUGUGCUAACGAUGAUUAUUGAUGCUAGUGGUAGGUAUUACAUGCUUGCGUAUAUUGUUGAAAUUUUGAUACAGAUAACUAGCGAUGAGACGAUCGCUGUGUAUUGCACUAUCGGCGCUGACGCGUUAACUCUGGUCGCACUUUCGAUUUCAUGUUUCAUUAUAAGAUGUUUUAAAAGACGAACAAUACUGUUUACUGCAGGAAUACUAUCAGUUUCAUUGAUGUUUGUAACAAGUUUUCUCACAUUUUUGGAAUCUAGCUACAAGAUUAGUAUAUCUUUCUGGGUGACGCCUUUUGUAAUACUCUUAAAUGUUUUCAUUGUAAAUGCUGGUGUUGUUCCAGUUUGUUUCGCAAUAAUAGGAGAAAUAUUACCAUUAGAACAUAAGGGUACUGGAUCAUGUACGACUGGCAUAGUUUUUACGAUUUUAUAUGCCCUCGUCAUGAAAUUAACUCCAUUAAUGAUGGAUAAAACCGGUAUCGUCGGUACGUUCGGUAUUUACGGCACAUGUGUGAUAGCUGGUCUAGUCGUAUUAUAUUUUGUUCUAAAUGAAACCAAAGAUAAGACUUUGCAAGAAAUAGAAAAUGAAAUUAAGGGAAAAAAAUCGUCUCAUUUCUUAAUGGAUAAGCCAUUGAUGUCAUGA
Molecule: messenger RNA, 1473 nt
Organism: Nymphalis io (European peacock)
Lineage: Eukaryota; Metazoa; Arthropoda; Insecta; Lepidoptera; Nymphalidae
Product: facilitated trehalose transporter Tret1-like
Exons: 3
Coding region: 46-1473 (475 amino acids)
Biological process (GO): transmembrane transport
Cellular component (GO): membrane
Molecular function (GO): transmembrane transporter activity
Source: RefSeq, a predicted model, not a curated record